Hippocampus zosterae (dwarf seahorse) is the source of this 3316-nucleotide messenger RNA. RefSeq lists its product as uncharacterized. The transcript has 5 exons. The record is from RefSeq and is a predicted model, not a curated record. Bases 1 to 879 code for a protein of 292 amino acids. Lineage: Eukaryota; Metazoa; Chordata; Actinopteri; Syngnathiformes; Syngnathidae.
AUGACACCAGAGGUCAUAUCAGUUGACCUCGAGUCAGGAAUAACAGGACACCGUCAGGCCAAAAGGGAAUUCCACAAAGGCAACCCUAAACCACAGACAAACAACAAGGCUUUGUGUCAUUUGGACGCGACCCUGUGUUUAAAUAAGCCCGCUGGACUUUCUCCUCCUGCAGAGAGAGCUCCUCACACUCUAAGCGACGGCGCUCGCUCUGCUCUGUUGAGGUCAAAGGACCCUGAGGAGCUACCGCUUCAGCAGAGUGCGAGCUUGAUCUCUGGAACGCAUUCGGAUACGUCAGCCAGGAGGGCACAUUACUACGUGCUGCAGAGUGCUGGAUCCGUGAGGAAACGUCUUCUCGGCCAAUUUCUGGUUGUUCGUCCCGCGAAGACACAACGGAGCAAUUGUGUGUCCAUAUUUGACCUGAGAAGAAAGCAUUUUGUGUGCCUGGACUCCGAGGGGGAGCCGUACAGCUUUAGGCCAAAUAACUGGAGCGACUGUCUCUUCUGCCGAAUUGGCUUCAUCGGUGCCAAACAGAGCAGUGCCAUUUACUCUCCAAAAACAAGUCUGCUUGUACUCUCUCACCCUGGGUCAUCGGGGCUGUCCUCCGUCUCGCCAAUGCGCUUCCUGGCUCGCUUGGUGACGAGACAGAGGAGGAGCGAGGAGGUGAACCCGUCAGACCCGUUAAGGUCCGAGUCGCAUCCCUCUCAUUCCGUCAAGGAGCACAAAGAUUCAGAUCACGGCCAGCCGGAACCGGACCAGACGGGAGCCGUGUCAAAGGAGACCAUCACCUCCAGUGACGAUGACCCCUUAAAGGUCUUACAUCCAAACGGGCCUGUGAGUCCAGUCAAGACCAACAUAGCGGACCGAGCGGAACAAGACUGACGUCAUCAACUUGGGCAAUUGUGGUUUAAAGUUAAAAAACGUACACUGGAAGAUCUAAGAGUGAACAAGGUCUGUUCCCGAAGAUGGUCAAAACUAUUUUUUCCCCAUCGAAAAUAAUAACAUAAAACCUUUUCAGAUUUUUUUUUAUGUUGUCAAUUAUAAAUGACGAAGAUGCGCUCCAUGCAUCUCACCUCUUCUUGUAACAGAAGUAUAAAAAGGAGUUCACCAUUUUAAAUGAAAAAAAAAAAAAAAGCAAGCGCUGUCUAUGUUGACACUGGAGUCUUCUAACGGGACUUCAUGUCGAGUCCCCUCCACAAGUAUGGGAACGGCAAGGUCAAUUUGUUUGUUUUUGUCUUUUACGGAAGAGUUUCAGAUGGAAAGAUGAAUCGGAAACCAAAGUUCCGUUUUCCUGCUUCUAUUUCUCGGUGUUAACAUCAAGAUGUGCGAAACAGGAACAUGACACGAGCGAUUUUUGUAUGAAGCCACCCAUUCAAUUUUAAAGUUGAUGAAACCGUUUUAUCUGGCAAUACAUGUAUCCAACCUUAUCAGGCGAAGCGUCAUCAUUCAACAAGAUAAUGCAGACUGCCAACACAGCAAAGACGUCAUCAGGGGAAAAAAGUGGAAGGUCUUAGACUGGCCAAGUCAAUCGGCGGACUUUAACCGAGUCGAGCCUUUGCAAUUUUGCCUGCUGAAAAGGAGAGCGAAUGGAGAAAGUCUCAGAAAUAAACAAGAACCGAAAGAAGCUCGAGAAAAGGCCCGGCAAAUCAUUUCAAAUGAAGAAUGCAUCAUUUUGGAGGGGACCGCGUAUUCUGUUGUUGUUUUUGUCGUGACACCCAUUGAUCCAGGCUGGUCCUUCUUUUGGAGCUAUUUUUUUUACAUUCACUGAACUGAAGUCUUGUGAGAUAAGUGAAGAUCUUGGUUCGCAAGGCAUAUUUUUGCCCAAAAAUGGAGGUAGACUUUCAAAUGAUGUCAAGGCACUCACACAACCCACUAUCAUCCCUUUGCAAACUGCUCCUACUGUUACAGGAGCAAGGAAGCAUUUCCUGUUGCGGGACCGAUGCCAUUUUCCCAAAUGCAGGACUGGAAUGAAAAUCUUGCCGCAACAGAAUGUGUUACCUCACUACCGUGGUUAGUUUGGAAACACUGGAUGGCAUCAUGAGAGGCAGGUUAGGUUCAGUGCACAGUUCAGUGCACAGUGUCCUUGAACCUUUGUUUUCAGUUAAACAUCAACCCUCGUGCGAGAUGCGGCAAAAGUUUGUUGCGCAUUUGGGAAACGCAUCAUCACUGUGAGCAAUUUCGCCUAUUUGUAAAUGUGUUGGUUUUUGAAAUGCUUCAUUUUUAAUUCAGCGUAAUUGGCCUUUGCGUUUGCAACCUUUCAUAUCAGGUGCCGGACACCGAGUUGUACAAAUGAUAAAGGUAUUUAUUUAUUGGAAAAUGGAAGCGGAUGUUGUAACACUUUGUCCCUGCUGAAUGUUUCGGUUGCUGUGGCUCCUUUAUGAUUUGCAUCUAUGUAGGCUGGUUGAUGUCUCAAAGUUUUUAAAUUUGGAUUACUCGAUGUCACGUUUUCUCCCAAUCAGAGUGUCAGCUCUUUUCUGUGUUUUCUGGCCUUGUGGCCGCCCUUGGCCUCUGUGUGGACCCCGGGAUGGCCGCUGGACUGGCUCUGCCAAGAACCUCUUGUCUGGGCUCCGCCACGCCCGCCCGAUUGGUCCCGCCAAGAAUCUCUCAUCUGGCUUCCUGACCGGCCACUGGAUAGGUCCCGCCAAGAACCUGUCUCACUGCUGGCAGGACAGGCAUCGGAUUGGUCCUGUCAAGAACUUAUCGUGUUGCCUUCCUAGAACUUUAUUUGAUUUUGGUUUUGAUUUAGUAGUUUCAUGUUUUCCUAAUGUUUUUUGUUUGUUUGUGUGCGUGUCGUUAGGUUGUUGUGCCCACCUGUACGCCCACCUGUACUGACACUGUUUUGUCCACGUGUUCCUCGUUGACUUGUUUGUUUCAUCUUUGUUGGUUCAUUGUCUUAUUUGUCACGUCUAACUGCUGUUUGCUGUCGCAGUUCAAGUCAAGCUAGUUUGCUAGUAUUUCUGUAGUGACUUUGAUGUUUGGUUACUUGGAUUCUUGUUGUUUUAGACUUCUGUGUAUUUAUUGUUUAGACCUCGUUUAUCUUUUAUUCAUUUGCAGUCUAAUCUUUGACACGGAAUAUGAACUUCCACCAGGUUUUGCUUCACAAGCGGAGUCGAUCACCGGGUGGUGCCCCUGUUGUCAACGUUUCUUCCUCCUUAAAUUAAUCUUUCAGUUGCUAUGCAGUUGCUGUGACUCUUUUAUGCUUUGUAUCUUUAUUAUGUCAUACAGGCUUGAUGUCUCAGAGUAUACACUUGGAUUACUCGAUGAUCUGUCAGCACAUCAAUCUUUCACCGAAAAGUAAAUUUCUCAGAUUGUUACUUGA